This is a messenger RNA of Propithecus coquereli (Coquerel's sifaka), 9086 nucleotides long. RefSeq names its product chromodomain helicase DNA binding protein 9 (gene CHD9). NCBI's taxonomy places the organism in Eukaryota, Metazoa, Chordata, Mammalia, Primates, Indriidae. Gene Ontology annotation, molecular function: protein binding; ATP binding; ATP-dependent chromatin remodeler activity. The record is from RefSeq and is a predicted model, not a curated record. The transcript has 39 exons. The coding region runs from base 271 to 8856 and encodes 2861 amino acids.
AGCCAGAGGAAGUGAGGCUCAGACAGAGCAGCUGCCGUUCCAGCAACAGCAGCAACUGCCGCACCCUUGAAAGGAGGCCUCUGCCGUGUGGACGCGCACGAUAAAAUGGGAUUCUGACACUUCAUGACAUGUCAUUAUCUAGAGCAAUAAUGAAUAUUGAUCUGUUUUGGAAUAGUUGACCUUUGGAAAUGAUCCAAUAAUAUCUACUACAGAGAAGCGGAAUAUACUCUAUUUGGAGUGAACAGCCCAGAUUGUUACUGAAUUUUCAAGAUGACAGAUCCAAUGAUGGACUUUUUCGAUGAUGCCAAUCUCUUUGGUGAGACCUUAGAAAGUUUGUCAGAUGAAGCAUUUGUACAACCAGGACCUGUUUCACUAGUUGAUGAAUUGAACUUGGGUGCAGAAUUUGAACCUUUGCAUAUAGAUUCACUGAACCAUGUUCAGGGUACUCCAACACAUCAGAAGAUGACUGAUUUUGAACAGUUAAAUCAGUUUGAUUCAAUGAAAUUUCAUCAAGUUAAUCAGUCUUUUGGUAGUCCAGCUGAACAUGUGUUAUCUCCUCACUCUCAGUAUAAUUGUUCUCCGAUCCACCCCCAAAAUCAACCCAAUGGUUUGUUUCCAGAUGUAGCAGAUGGCAGUCCAAUGUGGGGCCACCAGACAGCUACUAGCAUUUCAAAUCAAAAUGGAUCUCCUUUUCACCAACAAGGACAUUCACAUUCUAUGCAUCAGAAUAAAAGCUUCGUGGCACACCAUGACUUUGCCUUAUUUCAGGCCAAUGAACAGCAAACACAGUGCACUUCACUACGAUCACAGCAAAACAGAAAUAAUCUCAACCCAGGGCAAAAUUCUCUUAGCCAGUCUAAAAACUUUAUGAAUGUUAAUGUUUCUGGUCCACACAGAGUCAAUGUUAACCACCCACCACAAAUUACUAAUGCAUCUAAUUCACAGCAGUCUCUUUCAAUGCAGCAAUUUUCUCAAACGUCAAAUCCUUCAGUACACUUCCUCAAGUGUAGCAGUCAUCAAGAAGGAAGUUUUAAUGGACCUUCCCCAAAUAUGACUUCUUGUUCUGUCAGUAAUUCACAGCAGUUUUCUUCACAUUAUUCCUUUUCCAGUAAUCAUAUAUCACCAAACAGUCUCCUUCAGUCCUCUGCAGUUCUUGCACCUAAUCAUACAAAUCAGACUUUAUCUGAUUUUACUGGAAGUAAUUCCUUUUCACCUCAUAGAGGAAUCAAGCAAGAAUCCACUCAGCAUGUCCUAAACCCCAGUACAUCAUUGAAUUCAAAUAAUUUCCAAAUGUUGCAUUCGUCACAUCCUCAGGGUAAUUAUAGCAAUUCAAAAUUAUCUCCUGUGCACAUGAACUUCCCAGAUCCUGUUGACUCAGGAACUCAAAUGGGCCAUUUCAAUGAUCAUGUAGAAACUAAUGGCUUUUCAUCUUUAGAAGAGAAUUUACUUCAUCAAGUGGAAUCUCACACUGAGCCAUUCACAGGACUUGACCCAGAGGACCUCCUUCAAGAGGGUCUUCUUCCCCAAUUUGAUGAGUCAACAUUUGGACAAGAUAAUUCAAGUCACGUUUUAGAUCAUGACCUUGAUCGGCAAUUUACUUCACAUCUUGUAACAAGGCCUUCUGAUAUGACUCAGACUCAGUUGCAAAGUCAGGCUCGGAAUUGGCAUUCAUCAUUUUCUAAUCAUCAGCAUUUACAUGACAGAAAUCGCCUGUGUUUACAGCGACAGCCUCCAUCUUCCAAGAAGAGCGAUGGUUCUGGGACAUAUACUAAGUUGCAGAAUACCCAGGUGAGGGUCAUGUCUGAGAAGAAGCAGAGAAAAAAGGUGGAAUCAGAAAGCAAGCAAGAAAAGGCUAAUCGCAUAAUCUCAGAGGCCAUAGCAAAAGCAAAGGAGCGUGGGGAACGCAAUAUUCCACGAGUAAUGAGCCCUGAAAACUUUCCUAGUGCUUCAGUUGAAGGAAAAGAGGAAAAGAAAGGUAGAAGGAUGAAAUCCAAGCCAAAGGACAAAGACAACAAAAAAACAAAAACUUGUUCUAAGUUAAAAGAGAAGACAAAAAUUGGCAAACUCAUUAUUACAUUGGGUAAGAAACAAAAAAGAAAGAAUGAGUCUUCAGAUGAAAUAUCUGAUGCAGAGCAGAUGCCACAGCAUACAUUCAAAGAUCAAGACUCUCAAAAAAGAAGAUCAAAUCGACAAAUUAAAAGAAAAAAAUAUGCAGAAGAUGCAGAAGGGAAACAAUCUGAAGAAGAGGUUAAAUGCUCUGUGAAAAUAAAAAAGAAUUCAGCUCCUUUGCCUGGCGAACAGCCUUUACAAUUAUUUGUGGAGAAUCCGAGUGAAGAAGAUGCUGCAAUUGUAGACAAAAUAUUAUCUUGUAGAAUUGUAAAAAAGGAAAUAUCACCUGGAGUGAUGAUUGAUACAGAAGAAUUUUUUGUAAAAUACAAGAAUUACUCCUAUCUUCACUGUGAGUGGGCCACAGAACAGCAACUUUUGAAAGAUAAAAGGAUCCAGCAGAAAAUCAAACGAUUCAAAUUGAGACAAGCACAAAGAGCACAUUUUUUUGCAGACAUGGAAGAAGAACCAUUUAACCCAGACUACGUUGAAGUAGACAGAGUAUUAGAAGUCUCUUUUUGUGAAGAUAAGGAUACUGGUGAGCCUGUUAUUUACUACUUAGUAAAAUGGUGCUCAUUGCCAUACGAAGAUAGUACUUGGGAACUAAAAGAAGAUGUAGAUCUUGCAAAAAUAGAGGAGUUUGAACAACUGCAAGCUUCAAGGCCUGACACAAGACAUUUGGACCGUCCUCCCUCUAAUAUUUGGAAGAAAAUAGAUCAAUCCAGGGACUAUAAAAAUGGCAAUCAACUCAGGGAAUAUCAACUCGAAGGACUCAACUGGCUCUUGUUCAAUUGGUACAAUAGACGCAACUGCAUUUUAGCAGAUGAAAUGGGUCUUGGCAAAACCAUUCAAUCAAUUACAUUCCUCUACGAAAUCCUUCUGACUGGUAUAAGAGGACCUUUCCUGAUUAUUGCUCCACUUUCUACUAUUGCAAACUGGGAGAGAGAAUUUCGUACGUGGACUGAUAUUAAUGUUGUGGUUUAUCAUGGGAGCCUGAUUAGCAGACAGAUGAUACAGCAAUAUGAGAUGUACUUCAGGGACUCACAGGGGCGUAUCAUUCGAGGAGCUUACAGAUUCCAAGCCAUCAUCACCACUUUUGAAAUGAUUCUUGGGGGCUGUGGAGAGCUUAAUGCAAUUGAAUGGCGAUGUGUGAUUAUUGAUGAAGCACAUAGGUUAAAAAAUAAAAAUUGUAAACUCCUAGAAGGUCUGAAACUCAUGAAUCUGGAACACAAGGUGCUUUUGACCGGCACACCUCUCCAAAAUACAGUUGAAGAACUAUUUAGUCUUCUUCACUUUCUUGAACCCUUAAGAUUUCCUUCCGAAUCAACAUUUAUGCAAGAAUUUGGUGAUCUGAAAACAGAGGAACAGGUGCAGAAACUUCAAGCUAUCCUGAAACCAAUGAUGUUGAGACGAUUAAAAGAAGAUGUGGAAAAGAAAUUGGCACCUAAGGAAGAAACCAUCAUCGAAGUGGAACUUACCAACAUUCAAAAGAAAUACUACCGGGCUAUUUUGGAGAAAAACUUUUCAUUUUUAUCCAAAGGAGCAGGACAAACUAAUGUACCUAACUUGGUCAAUACUAUGAUGGAGCUCAGGAAGUGCUGUAAUCAUCCAUAUCUUAUCAAAGGUGCUGAGGAAAAAAUACUUGGAGAAUUUAGAGAUACAUAUAAUCCAGGUGCUUCUGAUUUUCAUCUUCAAGCAAUGAUCCAGUCUGCUGGUAAAUUGGUCCUUAUUGAUAAAUUGCUUCCCAAAAUGAAAGCAGGAGGUCAUAAAGUGCUCAUCUUCUCUCAGAUGGUACGCUGCCUUGACAUCUUAGAGGACUAUCUCAUACAUAAAAGAUACUUAUAUGAGCGAAUUGAUGGCAGAGUCAGAGGGAAUCUUCGACAAGCUGCUAUAGAUCGAUUUAGUAAACCUGAUUCAGAUCGAUUUGUUUUUCUCCUGUGUACCCGAGCUGGUGGGUUGGGCAUCAACUUAACUGCAGCUGAUACAUGUAUAAUUUUUGAUUCUGAUUGGAAUCCUCAAAAUGACCUUCAGGCCCAAGCUCGUUGCCACAGAAUUGGUCAGAACAAAGCGGUUAAAGUCUACAGACUGGUAACUCGUAACUCGUAUGAGAGAGAGAUGUUUGACCGAGCCAGCCUGAAACUGGGCCUGGAUAAGGCUGUGUUACAGAGCAUGAGUGGAAGAGAAAGUAACGUUGGCGGUAUUCAACAGCUUUCCAAAAAGGAAAUAGAAGACUUGCUUCGAAGAGGUGCUUAUGGUGCCAUUAUGGAGGAAGAAGACGAAGGCUCUAAAUUCUGUGAAGAGGACAUCGAUCAGAUUUUACUGCGUCGUACAAAAACUAUCACAAUUGAAUCAGAAGGACGUGGGUCAACAUUUGCUAAGGCGAGUUUUGUGGCAUCUGGAAACCGGACAGAUAUUUCUUUAGAUGAUCCCAACUUCUGGCAAAAAUGGGCUAAAAAGGCAGAAAUAGAUAUAGAUGCCAUCAGUGGCAGAAACAGCUUGGUUAUUGACACUCCAAGAAUUAGGAAGCAAACAAGACCCUUUAGUGCCACGAAAGAUGAAUUGGCUGAAUUAUCUGAAGCUGAAAGUGAAGGAGAUGAAAAGCCCAAACUUCGGAGACCCUGUGACCGUUCCAAUGGCUACGGAAGAACUGAGUGCUUUAGAGUCGAGAAAAACCUACUAGUUUAUGGGUGGGGCCGAUGGAGAGAGAUUCUAUCUCAUGGCCGUUUUAAAAGGCAGCUAAAUGAGCACGAUGUAGAAAUAAUUUGCCGAGCCCUCUUAGCAUAUUGCCUUGUUCACUACCGAGGAGAUGAGAAAAUUAAAGGUUUCAUAUGGGAUCUCAUUACUCCAACUGAAGAUGGGCAGACACGAGAGCUACAAAAUCACCUAGAAAACUCUUUUAUAUACGGUAAUAAUAAGAUUCAUUUAAUCAAGGUUUUGCUUCGUGUGAGAAUGCUGUAUUAUCUAAAGCAAGAAGUCAUUGGAAAUGAGUGUCAGAAAGUAUUUGAUGGAGUCGAUGCAAGUGACAUUGAUGUUUGGGUACCAGAACCAGACCACUCAGAAGUUCCUGCCGAGUGGUGGGACUUUGAUGCUGAUAAGUCACUCCUUAUUGGAGUUUUUAAACAUGGUUAUGAAAAAUACAACACUAUUCGAGCAGACCCAGCAUUAUGCUUCUUGGAAAGAGUGGGGAAACCUGAUGACAAGGCGGUUGCUGCGGAACAGAGAGCAAAUGAUUAUAUGGACGGGGAUGUGGAAGAUCCAGAAUACAAACCUGCCCCAGCCAUCUUCAAAGAUGAUAUAGAGGAUGAUGUUUCCUCACCAGGAGAUCUUGUUAUAGCAGAUGGAGAUGGUCAGCUGAUGGAGGGUGAUAAAAUUUAUUGGCCUACUCAGUCAGCUUUAACCACACGUUUGAGGCGUCUCAUCACCGCAUAUCAGCGUACUAAUAAAAACAGGCAAACUCAGCAGAUACAACCAACUUUCUCAGUGCCUGCCAGUGUAAUGCAGCCUCUUUACGAAGAAGCCACUCUAAAUCCUAAAAUGGCAGCCAAGAUAGAAAGACAGCAGAGAUGGACGAGAAGAGAAGAAGCUGACUUUUACAGGGUCGUAUCUACAUUUGGAGUAGUGUUUGACCCUGACAGAGGCCAAUUUGAUUGGACAAAAUUUAGAGCUAUGGCUAGGCUGCAUAAGAAAACUGAUGAUAGUUUGGAAAAAUAUUUGUAUGCAUUCAUGUCCAUGUGUCGGAGGGUUUGUCGUCUUCCUUCCAAAGAAGAAUUGGUGGAUCCAAAUAUUUUUAUCCAACCUAUCACAGAAGAACGUGCUUCUAGGACUUUGUAUCGCAUUGAACUUCUAAGGAAAGUACGGGAACAAGCCCUCCGACAUCCACAGUUGUUCGAACGCUUGAAGCUUUGUCAUCCAAAUCCAGACUUACCAGUCUGGUGGGAAUGUGGCCCUCAUGAUAGGGAUUUGCUUAUUGGUGCUGCCAAACACGGGGUGAGCCGAACAGACUAUCACAUUCUUCGUGAUCCUGAACUCUCAUUUAUGGCAGCUCAAAGGAACUACAGUCAAAGUAAGAUGGCUCAUUCAAGGACUUCUACCCCACUUUUACAGCAAUAUCAAGUAGCACUUUCUGCUUCUCCUCUUACCUCUCUACCUAGGCUCCUUGAUGCUAAAGGUAUUAUUCUAGAGGAUAUAAAAGUUAAAAGUGAAAACCUUAAAGAGGAGCCUCAGUCUUCUGAAGAAGAAUCUAUGUCUUCUGUGGAAACCAGGACACUAAUAAAGUCUGAGCCUGUAAGUCCAAAGAAUGGUGUUUUACCACAGGCUACUGGAGACCAGAAAUCUGGUGGAAAAGGUGAAACAGACAGACGCAUGGUUGCAGCCAGAACAGAACCCCUAACUCCAAACCCAGCGUCUAAGAAACAGAGAGUCCACAAAAGAGGAUCAGAAUCUAGUUCUGAUUCUGACUCAGAAUCUGAGAGAUCAUCCUGUUCUUCCAGAUCAUCUUCUUCCUCGUCGUCCUCCUCUUCUUGUUCCCAUUCCCGAUCAGGCUCUAGUUCUUCUUCAUCCUCAUCUUGUUCUUCAGCAUCUUCUUCAUCCUCAUCCUCCUCUUCCUCCUCCUCAUCAUCCUCCUCAUCUUCAUCAGAAGAAAGUGACAGUGAAGAAGAAGAAGUCCAAAAGCGAGAAGGUACCCCCCACGUGAAAGCCUAUGACGAAGAAAGCGUUGCGUCCCUGAGCACCACCCAGGACGAGACUCAGGAUAGUUUUCAGAUGAACAACGGGACACCAGAGUCCGCUUGUAUCUUACAAGGCGGAUACAUGCUGGCAGCCUCGUAUUGGCCAAAGGAUCGUGUGAUGAUCAAUCGGUUGGACAGUAUUUGUCAAACAGUUCUGAAAGGAAAGUGGCCUUCAGCUAGAAGAAGUUACGAUGCUAACACAGUGGCUUCUUUCUAUACCACAAAACUGCUGGACAGUCCUGGAGCAGCUACAGAAUACAGUGAGCCCAGUGUACCCACUCCCCCAGGUGCCAGUGUUAAAGAAGAGCAUGAUCAGUCGACACAGAUGUCAAAGGUGAAGAAGCAUGUACGAGAAAAGGAGUUUACAGUGAAAAUCAAAGACGAAGGUGGUUUGAAGUUGACCUUUCAAAAGCAAGGGCCUGCUCAGAAAAGACCAUUGGAUAGUGAAGAUGGUGCCAUGGGGCAGCAGCAAUACCUCACUCGACUUCGGGAGCUUCAAAGUGCGUCCGAGUCCAGCCUCGCCAAUUUUCCAAAAUCUAUGCCAGUAUCAGGUACUUCCGUUCAAUCAACCCUUGGUGCCAAUGGGGUGAUACUAGACAACCAGCCUAUAGUCAAAAAAAGGCGAGGAAGGAGGAAGAAUGUAGAAGGUGUUGACAUCCUCUUUUUUAACAAAAAUAAACCACCUAAUCAUGUUACUUUAGGCUUAACCACCUCGCAGAUUUCCACAGGGAUAAAUCCAGCACUAUCCUACACUCAACCUCAAGGAAUUCCUGAUACCGAAAGUCCAGUUCCAGUUAUUAAUCUUAAAGAUGGGACAAGACUUGCAGGAGAUGACGCACCGAAGAGAAAGGAUUUGGAAAAAUGGCUUAAGGAGCACCCAGGUUAUGUGGAAGAUUUAGGAGCUUUUAUUCCUAGAAUGCAGCUUCAUGAGGGAAGGCCCAAACAAAAAAGGCAUCGUUGCAGAAACCCCAACAAAUUAGAUGUUAAUAGUCUCACUGGAGAAGAACGCGUUCAACUGAUUAACAGAAGAAAUGCUAGAAAGGUUGGAGGUGCAUUUGCCCCCCCUUUGAAAGAUUUAUGUAGAUUUCUAAAAGAAAAUUCAGAAUAUGGAGUAGCUCCUGAAUGGGGAGAUGUUGUUAAGCAAUCUGGAUUUCUUCCAGAAAGUAUGUAUGAACGUAUACUCACUGGUCCCGUUGUGAGAGAGGAAGUAAGCAGGCGGGGGAGACGGCCUAAAAGUGGAAUCGCGAAGGCCACAGUAGCAGCAGCUGCAUCUGCCACCAGUGUUUCAGGCAAUCCUUUGUUAGCCAAUGGAUUACUUCCAGGUGUGGAUCUCACAACUCUUCAGGCCUUACAACAAAACCUACAAAACUUGCAGUCACUACAAGUAACUGCAGGGCUGAUGGGAAUGCCCGCUGGCCUUUCCUCUGGAGGAGAAGCUAAAAACGUGGCUGCUAUGUUCCCCAUGCUACUGUCAGGAAUGGCUGGAUUACCAAAUCUGUUGGGCAUGGGAGGACUCCUGACAAAGCCUGCAGAAUCUGGGACAGAAGAGAAAAAGGGAAAUGACUCUAAGGAGCUAGAAGGAAAAAAAGAAAGGACAGAGAGCCAAAGUUCAGAGCAUGGUGGAGAAAACUCUGUGUCAAGUGCUCCUUCGACAUCCUCCACCGCUGCAUUGAAUACAGCUGCAGCUGCCAACCCGUUAGCUCUUAACCCACUGUUACUAUCUAACAUACUUUACCCAGGGAUGCUUCUCACUCCAGGCCUUAAUCUUCAUAUUCCAACUUUGUCCCAGUCCAAUACUUUUGAUGUACAGAAAAACAAAAACAGUGACUUAGGCUCAUCUAAGUCUGUAGAAGUAAAGGAAGAAGAUUCCAGAGUUAAAGAUCAGGAAGACAAAGGGGGUACUGAACCAAGUCCUCUCAAUGAAAACAGCACAGAUGAGGGUUCAGAGAAGGCUGAUGCUUCAUCGGUCUCUGAUAGUACAUCAUCAUCAUCCGAGGAUUCAGAUUCUAGUAAUGAAGACUGAUUCCCAGACUCUGCACUUAAAUUAUGAACUGAUUUUGGAUUUUUUUCUUUAAUUAUUAAUUGUAAAUACCCCAGUGUUGAGUGCAUAAAUAACUUACUGACCGAACAUUUCAGUUAUUUGUUUAGAAGUGCAAACUGCUUUCAGAGACGUUUUGCAUGUAAUAUUUCUUAAGAUUCAUAAGUUUCUGAACUCGUAUGUACUAUCAAAUACAUAAAGGUGUAAAAUUACAA